Colletotrichum navitas is the source of this 986-nucleotide messenger RNA. RefSeq lists its product as uncharacterized. The coding region runs from base 147 to 935 and encodes 262 amino acids. Lineage: Eukaryota; Fungi; Ascomycota; Sordariomycetes; Glomerellales; Glomerellaceae. The transcript is spliced from 6 exons. The record is from RefSeq and is a predicted model, not a curated record.
CGCCAUCUUCUUCGAGUCGAAGCCAGAGAGGAGUAACGAGUCUCGGAGCAAUAGUAAUCGAUUCGGCCAAGCGAUGGCUUGCCAGCAAGGCGGAGGUCCAAGGGUCAUUGGACAGACUACCUGGGAAGAGGUGGCGGAAAGAGGACAUGAACGUCGGCCUUGCUCCGUUUGCUCAAGGCCCUGUCGGAACCAGCUGGGGCUGGACCGCGUCUACACUGCGAAAAACAAACGAUGGCGAUUUCUCGACUCCAUCGAACGACGCGAUUGUCAAGGAUGCAUUCGUGGGCAGUAUGGUGGACCUCGCUGCGGCGUUGAGCAGACGAGAAGAGACGUGCAUCACGGCUUACGGUUUCCAUGGGCGGGAAGAGGACCGUGGCACGCAAAAAGAAUCACCCAGCACACAGCUUGCUGCCUCUUGCAGUCUUGAUGAUGAGGAUGAUGAGGAUGAUGAAGAUGACGAAGAUGCCGAUGAAUCGGACAUGGCGAGAGGAAGGCGUGAUCAAGUGAUUGACUCGUGGUUCUCGAGCCAAUUUUUGUCGACCCCACCCAAUGACGACGACGACGACGACGACCACGACCACCACCACCAAUAUAAGGUAGAUGUCAUCAAUGACCACAAGCAACGCGACAAUGGAGUCAUCUUUCUUCAUGUCUUGGAUAAAGCCCUCAAUGGCAACCCUACCGAUCUAGCUGCCACCUGGGAAAUCUUUGGAAUCAUGCGACACCGCAGAGCUGUCGGCCGCAAGCCCGCCCAGUUCCAGAUACAAUGGCAAUCUUGUCUGCUCCCACCAAGGCGGCCACUCAUCUUACUCGGUUGGUAUCGCCUUCGGGAACAUGGAACGUUAUGGGGCACACCACAUGAUGUUGCCGAUGGUUGGCCGCGGCAGCCCGGAUACCCAUCCAACUUCUCCGGUGCCAACAAGAAGAAUUACUAGUCCAGGAUUGGAAAUGUUGGUUCAAUUCGAAUCCAUAUCAGCUAGCCCGAC